CCUGAGGCUGGGGCGGGAACCGCUCCGGGGACCCCAAGCCAGGCCUGCCUGCCUGCCUGCCUGCGUGCGUGCGUGGGUCGGAGCCCACGACAUCUCAGUAACUAAGAUUCUCAGAACACAUCUGUAUCAGAGACAGUGGGCAGUAAAUAGAUGGAGCCAAAGAGGAGUCAGACCGGACGCUUCUUCAAGAGCUCACAGCCUGCUAAGAGAAAGCAGGCUGCUACCAUGAACGUGACCAAGAAGGUGGCAGAGCUUCUGACUUUGAGCCACCAGGACGAACUAGUGGAGUUGCCAGACCACUACCCAUCGAGUACAAGUGAAGAUGAGGGGGGCAGUGAUGGAGAGAGAAAAUGUCAAAAGCUUCUGGAAGCAGUCAGUUCCCUUGGCGGAAAGAAGAGUUGGAAAUUGGCAGAGAGAUCGGAGGCUAGUCUGAAGGUGUCCGAGUUCAAUGUCACUUCUGAAGGGUCAGGUGAAAAGCUGGUUCUUUCAGAUUUGCUGGAGUCUGCUACAGCAUUAUCUUCGUUGGCUGCUGUGAAAAAGCAACUGCUCAGGGCCAGGUCAAAGACUCUUGCGGUACCCCUUGACAAAAAAGAGGCUGACCAGAUCCUCAGGGAAGCAGCAUUCAGCAAAACCUCACAGAUGCUCUCCAAGUGGGAUCCCGUUGUUCUGAAGAACCGGCAAGCAGAACAGCUGGUUUUUCCUAUGGAGAAGGAGCCGCCAGCUGUUGCUCCCAUUGAACAUGUAUUCACUGACUGGAAAACAAGAACUCCCCUGGAGCAAGAAGUUUUCAACCUCCUUCACAAGAACAAGCAGCCAGUGACAGACCCUUUGUUGACUCCCAUGGAAAAAGCCUCCCUUAAAGCCAUGAGCCUGGAAGAAGCGAAAAUACACCGAGCAGAGCUCCAGAGGACGCGGGCUCUGCAGUCCUACUAUGAGGCCCGAGCUCGAAGAGAGAAGAAAAUCAAAAGUAAGAAGUAUCACAAAUUUAUAAAGAAAGGCAAGACCAAGAAAGCCUUAAAAGAGUUUGAGCAGCUAUGGAAGGACUGCCCAAGUGCUGCAUUGCAAGAACUGGGAAAAAUGGAAGAGGCCAGAAUGAUGGAGCGCAUGAGCCUUAAGCACCAGGGCGGUGGGAAAUGGGCCAGGUCAAAGGCAAUUAGGGCCAGAUAUGACCUGGAGGCUCGCAAAGCUAUGCAGGAACAAUUGGCGAAGAACAGAGAACUGACACAGAAACUCCAGGUAGUUUCGGAGAGGGAGGAGGAGGAGGAGGAGGAAUGCACCGAAGAGGGAGUAAUCCCUGCCUCUGAUGGAAUGAACGACCUACAGAUGGAUGCAGCUGGUCGAAAUCCCUGGAUGCUCAGGAGUUGCAACAGCCAUGCAACAAGGGGUGAGAUCAAGACCGACCCUGGACAGCUGCCCGAACUGGUGGCUGAUGGGUCUUCUGAAAGUGAGAGAGAUGAGAAACCAGUGGCCAAAGAGCUUCUGGUGAAGGAAAAAGUCUUUCAAGAAAGAGUUGAGCCCAAUAGUGCUAAGCCAGUGGGUGGCCAGGAGACGGAAGACUCUGAUGGCCAGGAGGUAUUAUCUGAAUCGAGGGUAUUGCUUCAGAAACUCCACAAGGAAAACCAUCAAUCUGAGCAGCAAAAAGGGAGUUCAGUGGGAACUGUUCUCCAGACCCAGAGAGAGGAACUUGCUCCGGAGGAGAGCCCGAUGCUUCAAAGGCUAGAGAGAGCACCUGUUCUGGAAGAACAAGGAGAGUUGAGCAAAGAGGGACAUUAUCCAAAAAAGGGGCUUCCCAGACCUAUGGUAAAAGGAGAGGGGAAGGAGAGGAACCCACCCAGUAUACCUGAUGCCUCCAGAAAGAAGAGAAAAAAGGAACCAAUGAUUGAUCUACAGAAUCUCCUAACUACUAGACCUUCUGUGAAGUCUUUGGCAGUGCCCACAAUAGAGGAGUUGGAAGAUGAAGUGGAGACAGACCACAAGCAGAUAAUAAAGGAAGCUUUUGCUGGGGAUGAUGUCAUCAGAGAAUUCUUAAAAGAGAAAAGGGAAGCUGUAGAGGCAAGUAAACCAAAGGAUGUGGACCUGACAUUGCCUGGAUGGGGUGAGUGGGUUGGUAUAGGUCUGAAGCCCAGUGCCAAGAAAAGACGCCGUUUUCUCAUUAAAGCUCCUGAAAGUGCUCCAAGAAAAGACAAGAAUUUACCAAAUGUGAUUAUCAAUGAGAAGCGCAACAUCCAUGCAGCAGCUCAUCAGGUGCGGGCUGUUCCGCACCCAUUCACCCAUCACCAGCAAUUUGAAAGGACCAUCCAGAACCCUAUUGGGUGCACAUGGAACACCCAGAGGGCCUUUCAAAAGCUGACAGUUCCCAAGGUUAGCACCAAACUAGGCCAUAUUAUCAAGCCCCUAAAAGCAGAAAAUGUGGGCUACUGCUCUUCCUCAAGGUCCGACCUUUCUGUCCUACAGAGCAAUCGGAAGCAGCUCUCCAAAAGGCAGCAAAAACAGCUGAAGAAAAGCUCUUCAGAUUGAGCUGCUGGGGGACUAGCAUCUUUGUCCCUGGGACUAGGGACCUUGAGUGUUUCUCUUGGUUGCUUCAUAGUGCUUCAGGGGUAUUUCCUAAAUCGACAGAACACUUUGUAGUUAAACCACAUUGUAGAAAUAAGACAUUUUGUCUAGUAAAGAGCUUCCAUCCCAUUCUGAGAUAUGAUAAAGACAGAAAUUCAUUCAUAGGAAAAUGACUACCAUAAGUUAGAGUACCUAUGUCUAGUACCUAUCCUAGGAUUAAAGAGGGAUCAAUGAGUGGACAGAGAAAUUCAGGCUGGGAUAAGGGAGAGGAAGUAUGAGCAGCAAAGAGUGCUCAGUUAGUUUAGAUAUUAAGUUAAUAGCUUCUAAUGUGGCUUAUACAUGUAAUCCAGCAUUCUGAGAGGCUGAGGCAGAAGAAUUAUUUACUUGAGUGAGAACUUGGCUUACAAAACAAAACAACCCCAAAAGUAUUUUAGGAAGUUAAUAGACAAAAAUUAACACAUUUAGAGAUUUGGAGAACACAAUGAGAAUAGAUAGAGGUGACUAGAGUUUAUUUAAGAAUAAAGUGUAACAGAAUUGGGAGGAUUGAAAAGUCAGUUGUGGAGGGCCUUAAAUGUUUUGCAGAGGAAUUUGGGAUUACAUUUUAUUUCUUUUCUCUUAGGCAAUGCAGAGCAAGUAGGAUUUGUAUAGGGGAUAGAUGUGGUGACCUUUAUGUUAAAGGAAUGUGGGUGCCAAGCUGGCAGUGUGCAUGGGGAUGAGAGUUAAAGACCUCAGCUGUAGAAGUUAGAGUGAGCAUGGGCAGGAGGGUGGAUGAUAGGAAGUAGAACAAUCACUUGGCAAGAGAUCUGGAGAAUAAAGGGCAAAGGGAAUUUUACUACAUGCUUUGAAGUUUUGAGAGGGUUUUGGACCUGGGAGGAUUUAGCUUUCCAUUUAUUUAUUUUUGGAAAGAUGAAAGGUGGAGUGAUAAGUGUGAAGUGAAGCUGAGCAUAAUGGGAUAGUCCUUUCAAUCCCAGCACUUGGGAGCAGGCAGAAGCAGAAAUGGAUAGCUGCAAGUUCAAGGCCGGGAGGGUCUACAUAGUUCCAGGUAAGGAUCUCAUCGUUAGAGAGGGAUCUUUUAGUAAGUGAUGGCUAGAGUGGGCAGUGAGGGAGUGGCAAAGCUGGGUUUAGAGCUUUAUAGACUGGCAAGAACCACUCAGUAAGACACAUGAAAUAACUUCCUCUAGUUAGCCUCCACUAGGCAUUCAUUGUCUGGAGAGGCUUCAGCUAAAUUAGGUCCCAAAAUGUGUGACAUUGACCAGGGUUAACUACAGCUGUCUCCUUGAGGAUAGGAAUAGAGACUCUUGAGGGGGUGGUCAUGUUUUGGUACUUGGUGCUCAAGGCUUUUUCCGUCAAGAACAUGGCUGCAAAGAAUCCAUCUGUGAGUCUUUGGGACCAGAUCCAUGGGACAGGUGAGGCUAGAAAGGGAUAGUGUUCAGAGUGGGGGUCGUGGAGAGCAGAUCAAUGGAUGAAGGGCUUUGAGGUACUCAGCCCAUUGUAACUAUUCAUUUUUAAAAUACUGAAUUAGUUUUCUGUUGAUGGGGAUCUUGUUCUUGGGAUCCACAAAUCAAACUCUUUUGGGUCCCUGCUUUUUACUUCUUUAAUUUGAGUCACUUCAAUAAGGCAGUGCUCUGUAGGGUAUUUAUAUAUUUAUUUUAUAUAUUAUAUAUAUUUAUUAUGUUUUAUAAUUAUAUAUAUAUAAAAAUAAAAGGAUUAUAGGAAAAGUUGUCAUCUAAAUUACUAAAUUUUGUUUUUUCUUCUCUCACUAAUUGGGCCUCAAACCUUGGCCUCAGCCAGUCUAGGCAAGUGCUCUACCACUGAGCUACAUCCUCAGUUUUCUUUUUCUUUUUUGGAGAGGGUCUUAAUCUGCAUCUUAGACUGGCUUUGACAUUGAUGUGUAACCCAGGCUGGCAGGCUGGCCUUGAGCUCUCCUGCCUCCCCAGGAAACCUCCGGGAUUAAUCAUCUUUUUCUAUGAUACUGGGAUUGAACUCAUGGCCUUAUGUGUGCUAUUUAUGAGCUCUGUUGAUGAGCUAUAUCUGCAGCUGCCUCCCUACAUUUAGAACUAUAUUCCACCCCCCCCAGGGAGCCCCCCUCCCCCUUUUUUCUGUUUUUGGUUUUUCGAGACAAGGUUUCU
Peromyscus leucopus (white-footed mouse) is the source of this 4682-nucleotide messenger RNA. Its product is annotated as U3 small nucleolar RNA-associated protein 14 homolog B-like. Gene Ontology annotation, biological process: rRNA processing. The record is from RefSeq and is a predicted model, not a curated record. Bases 151 to 2517 code for a protein of 788 amino acids. NCBI's taxonomy places the organism in Eukaryota, Metazoa, Chordata, Mammalia, Rodentia, Cricetidae. The transcript has 2 exons. Gene Ontology annotation, cellular component: small-subunit processome; nucleolus.